UACAAGGUUAGUGAGUCCACCGUCUGCAGGAAGUGGAUAAAUGUGCUCCAGAUGGCGCCAGCGGGCACUAAGACACUGCUGGUGAUAACAGUGGCGUUGGUGAUGCUAUGGACUCACGUCGCUGCUGUCACCACCACCUCCAACCCCUCCACCCCCUCCACCAUCGCCACACCGUCAGAGGAGCGUGUGGGGGAGCAGAGAAGGGCGGAGAGACUGCUUGCUUUCUACACGACCACCUCAGUGAAGCUUCUGGCCACGACAACCAUCAGUGUGCCCUUCACUUGCCUCUCCACUAACCCUGGCUCCGAACCUUGUAAUGGCCGGAGGAAGAGAGCCCUGUGGAAUGACAUGGAAGUUCUGCAGGAGAUCUCUGACGUUGACCCGCUGGAUGGGAGCGAGGGAGGACAGUCUGCGAUGGAGGAGGAAGUUGGAGAGAGGGAGGGCAGGAGGCUAACUAUCUGGUCCACUGUGCAAUCCACUCUCACGCUCACCUCCACCUCCUACCUCGCCGGCACCACCAUCACCGCCACCGCCUUCUGCCUCACUGCCGGCAUCGCCCAGGGCUGUUUUGGUUAAUUAUGUUGCUAAUCUCCUCUUCUUCCUUCCCCUUCUUCUUCCUUCGUCUCUUUCAUUUUCUUCUUUUAUCACUGUUUUCCUGUUCUCUUUAAUUGAGUUACGUUUUUUUCUUUCCUCUUUCUUUUCUUUGUAGUUCUCCUCCUCUUCUUCCUCUUCUUUUUUUCUUCCUCUUCUUCAUUUUCUUCUUUUAUCUGUUUUCCUAUCCUCCUUAUUGCUGUUAGGUUUCAUUUUUUCUCUUCUUCCUUUUUUUAGUGGUUCUCUUCUUCUUCUUCUUCUUCUUUUUUCUUCUUCUUCUGCUUAUCAUUGUUUUCCUAGCUUCAUUAUAGUGGUUAGGAACAUUUUUCUUCUUUUCUUCUUAGUUAUCUUCGCAUGUUCCUCUUUUCCUCCUCCUCCUCCUCCUCCUCCUCCUCCUCCUCCUCCUCCUUCCUCCUCCCUUCCUAUCCUCACUAUGGCUUAAUUACUUCGUUUUGUUCUCAUUCUAUUCCUUUUUAAUUUAUUUAUAUAUUUAUUUAUUUAUUCUCUUUCACCCUCCUGCUAUUGUUCCUCUUCCUCCUCCUCCUCCUCCUCCUCCUCCUCCUCCUCCUCCUCCUCCUCCUCCUCUUCUUCCUCCUCUUCGCUUUUCACUUCACAUUUUGUCCUGUUCAUUGUUGUUGUUAUUGUUUGUUCUUUUAAUCAACGUUUAUUCAUUUGUUUGAUCGCAUU
Messenger RNA from Portunus trituberculatus (swimming crab), 1278 nucleotides. RefSeq lists its product as uncharacterized. The record is from RefSeq and is a predicted model, not a curated record. NCBI's taxonomy places the organism in Eukaryota, Metazoa, Arthropoda, Malacostraca, Decapoda, Portunidae. The coding region runs from base 52 to 576 and encodes 174 amino acids. The transcript is spliced from 3 exons.